This is a messenger RNA of Kluyveromyces lactis, 1341 nucleotides long. RefSeq names its product tRNA threonylcarbamoyladenosine dehydratase (gene TCD2). The transcript has a single exon. Gene Ontology annotation, biological process: cyclic threonylcarbamoyladenosine biosynthetic process. NCBI's taxonomy places the organism in Eukaryota, Fungi, Ascomycota, Saccharomycetes, Saccharomycetales, Saccharomycetaceae. The record is from RefSeq and is a predicted model, not a curated record. The coding region runs from base 1 to 1341 and encodes 446 amino acids. Gene Ontology annotation, molecular function: ubiquitin-like modifier activating enzyme activity; tRNA threonylcarbamoyladenosine dehydratase activity. Gene Ontology annotation, cellular component: mitochondrial outer membrane.
AUGGGUAACGAUAAUUGGAGAGUUAUUGCUAGCACUGCGGCUAUUACUUUUGCCGGUGUGAAGUUUAUCGAUUUGGCUAUCAAGUCUUGGAAUAAACGCACUGCAGCAUCUUACUCGGGUUCAGACAAUGAAAAAGAUGUGAAACUAGCCAAGCGGCUAAGGGAGACUAGAGAAUACGAUAAUUUGCUUUACAGGGAGCAACUUGCUCGUAAUUAUGCUUUCUUAGGCGAAGAAGGUAUGGAAAAAUUGAAGGAACAGUAUUUUAUUGUCGUUGGUGCUGGUGGUGUCGGUUCAUGGGUCGUUACCAUGUUGGUGAGAUCUGGUGCCUGCCGUAUUAAAAUUAUCGAUUUUGACCAAGUUUCUCUAUCCUCUUUGAAUAGACACAGUUGUGCUGACUUGUACGAUGUUGGUUUAUCGAAAGUGAACGUUUUAAGAGAUCAUUUACAAAAGAUCGCCCCAUGGUGUAACAUCGAAGUCUGUAAUGAGCUUUGGAACAAAGAAAAUGCCGAUCGUUUGAUUUUUGGUGAUGGAACGCCCACUUUUGUCAUUGAUUGUAUUGAUAACCUUGAUACUAAGGUUGAUCUAUUGGAAUAUACAUACAAGAAAAACAUUCCAGUCAUAGCAUCCAUGGGAGCCGCAACUAAAAGUGAUCCAACUAGAAUUAAUGUUGGAGAUUUGACUAUGACAGAAGAAGAUCCACUAGCACGUACUGUUAGAAGAAGACUAAAACAAAGAGGUAUCACCAAGGGCAUUCCUGCUGUCUUUAGUGCAGAGAAACCAGAUCCAAAAAAGGCAAAAUUAUUACCGUUGCCAGAAGAAGAAUUCCAGAAGGGUAAUGUGGAUCAACUAAGUGCAUUAAAGGAUUUCCGUGUCAGAAUUCUACCCGUCUUGGGAACCAUGCCAGGUGUUUUUGGGUUGACUAUUGCUACUUGGGUCUUAUGUAAGAUUAGCGGUUACCCAAUGGAACCAAUAGAAGGUAAGAACAGAAUCAAAUUGUACGAUGGCAUUUAUCAAUCCUUAGCUGGUCAAAUGACGCGUAUUGGUCAAAAAGACCAAAGAAUUCCAAUUGCACUAAGUGACAUUGGAUACAUUGUGGAGGAAGUGUGGAGAGGUAAAUCACCAAUCAGUAACUAUUCUACUAGGUUAACUUUAUCCAAAUGGGAUCCAACAAAGCCAGUGAGCAUUCAAAACGUCAUACUGCUAACCAAAGAUGAGCAAAGGGAGCAUGAAGCUAGAAUCUUGAACGGUACCGAGACAUUUUCUGAUGUAUACUCUGAAGAAGCUUUAGCAAUGAUUAAUAAAAGGUUCCAAGAAGAGUUGUACUAUUCUCAGUUCAGGUGA